UGAUUCAAGCAUUGCUAGACAGGUGUGGAAGUCGAGGAGUUGGAGGUACCAGCUGGCGAACAGGCAGUGCAACUUUGAAGCAGCAUCAACGUUUUUUGAACCACCAAUUGAAAGUCCUCCUGCAAUGACGUCUAUUGAGGCAUGGUACAUGGGCAACAAUGUUGUCGAUCAGACUGCUGAGAACCGGAUGGAUCCAAAUGAACCGGUGACGAUCUCCGACCUACGUGAUCUUGGUGUAAUCCAUUGGCAUCUCCCUCCAGUUGAAGAUUACCCGGCCAAGGCGGUUCCUUGGGAACCGAAGAAUGGAAUCCAGGACAAGCAACUGGCAGCCAUCCGAGACUCUCGUGGGUACAACUAUGCCGACAUCAUCACUUGCUCAGAGGAGUGCCUCCCGGACUACCACAACAAGCUGAAAGCAUUUUUCGAAGAACACAUUCAUUCAGACGAGGAAGUCAGAUACAUUCUCAAGGGCAGUGGCUACUUUGAUGUACGGGAUCUGAAGGAUCGGUGGAUUCGGAUCAGGUUAAGCGCGGGUGAUCUCAUUGUUUUGCCUGAGGGCAUCUACCACAGGUUCACAAUGGACACGAAAAACUUCACGCAUGCAAUGCGCCUAUUCAAGGGCGUGCCCGUGUGGACACCAAUCAACCGUCCAGCAGACACGCAUCCUUUAAGAGAAAGAUACUUGCAGCGGUUUCAACCAGAGGAGCGUUCCUCCACCUGGAGCAUCGUGUCCUGCUUCCGUGGACUCGCCCAGGGUUGGCAGAAAUUGGGAAAUUGACGUGUGGAGAUGGCAGAUGUUGUUGCAUCCUGCUAUCAAUGAUUGGUGCAACUUGUCUUUUGGCACAUUCCAACGGUCUGGGAGGUGCUCUCAGAACUGAGGGAUAGGAACUUUGCUUCUGAUUCGGUGAAACAACUCGGCGUGAA
Durusdinium trenchii is the source of this 924-nucleotide messenger RNA. NCBI's taxonomy places the organism in Eukaryota, Dinophyceae, Suessiales, Symbiodiniaceae. The record is from the annotation of a GenBank genome assembly.